Staurois parvus is the source of this 372-nucleotide messenger RNA. NCBI's taxonomy places the organism in Eukaryota, Metazoa, Chordata, Amphibia, Anura, Ranidae. The record is from the annotation of a GenBank genome assembly.
AGUUUUCCACAGCCACAAGUUACGUGGUUCAGAGAUGGCAGAAAGAUCCCUCCAAGCAACCGCAUCGCCAUCACCAAGGAGAACACUCUGGUGCUCCUGUCCAGCGUGGCCCCCGAUGCCGGACGCUACUACGUGCAAGCUGUCAAUGACAAGAAUGGCGACAACAAGACCAGCCAACCAAUUACAGUCAUAGUGGAAACAGAUGUCGGUGGACCCGCAGACCCGAUUGCUCCCGUUAUUGUCAUUGCGCCUCAGAACACCAGCGUGGUGUCCGGGACCUCUGAGGUGAUGAUGGAGUGCGUGGCCAAUGCCAGACCCCUUGCCAAGCUAAAUAUACUAUGGAAGAAGGAUGGAUCUCUUGUCUCCAGCGGG